GUAUCUGAAGUGUCUAUCCAACUGUAUUCACUGGUCCAUUGGGAGGAUCCAAUGGACAUGAAUUUGUCACCCCAGGGCGGCCCUCCAAAGUCUGGAGUACCUUCCAGCACCAAGGAGGGGACUCUGCAGUACCGAGCUGGAACCACCUAUCUGGGCAAAGAGCUGUGGAAAAGCUGCUACCUUGUCCUCAGCAAUGGGAUUCUGUACCUGUAUGCAGCAAGAUCUGAUGUGACACCUCUGCAGUCAGUCACUAUGGGAGGAGAGCACUGUGGAGGCUGCCGUCGCUCAAACAGCACAGAGCGUCCCCAUGCCUUUCAAGUCAUCCUGACAGAGCGGCCUCCGCUGGAGCUCAGUGCCAAUGAUGAGCAGGACAUGGCUGACUGGAUGCAGCUGCUCUGCCAGUCCGUCUCCAAAGGGGUCAUCCCUCAGGGUGUGGCCCCCACUCCAUGUAUCCCCUGUUGCCUGGUGAUGACCGACGAGAAGCUGCUUACUUGCCAUCAGGACUGUCAGACCAGCUUCUUCCGUUCGUUGGGCAGUGCAGACAUCUGCGACAUCACUGCUGUCAGCCUGGAGGCCGACAAGGAGUACUGUGUCAUUGAGUUUGCAGCAGAUCGGACACAGUUCCUUCCUCCAUGGGUCUUGUACUUUAGCGGGUAUGGAGAGAGACAUCGACUGCUGGAAGCAUUAAACAACACAUGGAAGGCCAUUUACCAGGUUGACCUUCCCCACAGAGAUGUGUCAGAUCCGUCUGUGCAGAAGCGUUGUGGUGAGGCACUCGCCCUGAUGAGCAGCGCCUGGCAGAGGGCAGACAGUCUGGCGCGAGGCAGAGCCCAGCGUGAACCCUGGUGCUGACGAACGCACACAUACACUUACCUGUGGGUAACCACGGAGACAGACUGAUAGUUUAACAGUCUGAUAUAAGUCUAGGAUAGAUUUAACUCUUACAUUACAGUCUGUGUCACUGCAAACUGUUCUGUGUUCUGAAAGACUGAGAGAAACCAAUUCGGUGUGGUUAUUGGUUGCUUAAGCUUGCGAUGCACCACUGAUUGACUGAUGAAAUGUUUCUAUCAGAGAAACUUCCUGCAGAAGAAGCAAUGUAUAUGGCACAUCGCAUCGCAAUGAUGCAACAGUAAGACGUUGAAAUGAAAUUAUGAAAUGAAAUUAUAUGAACGAGCCUCUGGCAGUCCAUUACAACAGGUUUGAUUUGAUGCUGGUAAUACAUUUCCGUAAUUCCUUUAUUUGAAGUUUUUCCGAGAUAACAGCAGUGCAGCACAAAUCUGCUGAAUCAAGGAACAGUCUCGUGUCACAUGAUGUGAUAUUUUUUUACUCUCUGGAUGGAAAAAGCUCUGUAGGAAAUGGUAAAGGAUUUUUUGAUGGAUAAGUGGACAACGCACAUACACUAGUUGUGUCAUGGGGGGGGG
This is a messenger RNA of Micropterus salmoides (largemouth bass), 1421 nucleotides long. RefSeq names its product pleckstrin homology domain-containing family M member 2-like. The record is from RefSeq and is a predicted model, not a curated record. Gene Ontology annotation, biological process: Golgi organization; positive regulation of membrane tubulation; regulation of protein localization. Gene Ontology annotation, molecular function: kinesin binding. Gene Ontology annotation, cellular component: endosome membrane. Lineage: Eukaryota; Metazoa; Chordata; Actinopteri; Centrarchiformes; Centrarchidae.